AUGGGUUGUGGAAAAUCAAAACAUGAUGUUGUUACGGGAAACACCAAGACAGUAAAAAAACCUUCGGAAGCUGAAUCAGUGAAAGGCAAAGAGAACGAGACAAUUAAAAGACAAGAAAGUUGCCGGUGCCAGAAAACAAAUGAUAUCUCCGCCGUAGUUUCCGACGACCGGUUAGAGACCACCGUUGAUAACAAUACCAAGAAACCGGAGGAAAAGGAAGCUGGAGGAGAUUGUAAUGAAAAUGUGGCGGAAGAGACGAAUGAUGUAAAGAAACCGGAGGAAACGGAAACUACGGUUAAUUCGCCGCCGGUGACGGCGAUUGUCCCGGAGAAUGUUGUACGGGAGUAUGUUGUACCGGAGAAUGUUGUGCCGGAGGAGACCGUUGACAACGUGAAUGAGAACGUUUUGCCUGUUGAUGAACAAAAGGAAAAAAUUGAUACUGAAACGGUGGUAGAAGAAGAGAAGGCUGUUGAGGGUAAAAGUGAUGGAGAUAGCGAUACCAAAAUUCAACUUCCUGAGGCUGAAGAACCCCAAGUGGAUGGACAAACAGAUGUACAAACUCCAGUAACAGCAGAAUUAGAAGUUGAUUCCAUCGAAAAUGACGAAAUCGCGGCCACGGAGAACGACGAAAUUCCGGUUUUAAAGGACGAAGAUAAAGUUGAUGUUGUUGAGGAAAAACCUGCCGAGAUAACAAAGGAAGUUGAGUCUGCAUGA
Arabis nemorensis is the source of this 714-nucleotide messenger RNA. The record is from the annotation of a GenBank genome assembly. NCBI's taxonomy places the organism in Eukaryota, Viridiplantae, Streptophyta, Magnoliopsida, Brassicales, Brassicaceae.